AACUGUAACUCGGGAAUGUAAGAUUUGUGUGAAAACUCCUGGUCAGUUGAACACCUUUCGUGGUUGUAUCGAAUUUCUUCCUCACCUGGUGACUCCGAAAGAUUUGAGGAGAUACAUUUUUCUUCUUAAGUUGGAGUACAUUCCACGUCGGUUUGUUUAUUAACGUGGAUCAAGUUUUUACUAUCAUUUCAUUUGCAAAUCUCCUAUUUUGUGAGACCUGGGUUUAUCGUAUCUUUCAAUUUAAAGGGCCCCAAUUCCCGGAGGAGAAUCCGACUAAUAAGUAAAGACUGGUUCCGCAACGGUGACUGCACUGAAUUGUCAAAUCGAGAUGUGACGAGGGGAAAAGCAGGACUCUUGUUUCUAAAAAUGAUGGAUACUUGGUCAGAAUGAAGGUUCUGUCAGUUUAUCUGGGCAUCUUGUUUUUCCUGAGUACAGUCACAAGUGACUUGUGGAGUCCUUGGUCACCAUGGAGCACUUGUUCCCGCACGUGUAAUGGUGGCGCCUCCUAUCGGACCAGACGAUGUAUCAAAAACCAGCAUAUAGUAUAUGGCUGCCGUGCAGAAGAUGUUCAGUAUAAAUUAUGUAAUGCUCAGGAAUGUAUUUUGGAUGACCCUGAUUUCCGGGCUGUUCAGUGUUCGUCCUUCAAUAACCAGCCAUAUUCAGGGAGGUUUCUGAAAUGGAUCCCCUACCAUGACUCCACCAGUCCCUGUGCCCUAUACUGCCAGGCAGUGGGGUCUAAUAUAAUCCACAGGUUCGCGGACAAAGUACUUGAUGGGACGAGAUGCCGUAAUGGUUCCAAAGAUAUGUGCAUUGAUGGCAAGUGCUGGCACGUAGGAUGUGAUAAUGUACUUGGAUCAAAAAUAGAGAUGGAUAAUUGUGGUGUUUGUGGGGGAAACAAUUCGUGUAUUUCCCCGACUUUUGCCAAAUUUCAGUGGAAACAAUCAGGAUUUGGUGAAUGUUCAUCGACUUGUGGUGUAGGAUAUAGAAGAACAAGAGUGGUUUGUAAUAAUCGAGUAACAGGGAAACAAGUCAGCAAUAAAAGAUGUAUGCGAGAGAGAAGACCACAAACGUACACACAGACCUGUCAAAUACAGGAAUGUGGAGAGAGUUUUAGGUACGACUGGGUGUAUGGACGCUGGAGUAAAUGUUCGUGCUCUGUAAAAUUCACACGGAGAGCCAGACGAUGCGUUAAGUUUUAUACGAAUUCUUCCCAAACCUAUGUGAAUGAAACAUUCUGUAACACUCUGACACCAGAGGCCAGAAGAUUGUGUGACAGGAAGUUCUGUCCUGUUUGGCAUGUUGGCCAUUGGUCACCAUGUUCUGUAUCAUGUGGUGACGGUGUUCAACGUAGAGGUGUCGUCUGCCAACACUUUGGAAGAGAAUUUUGUGAUCUAAAAACUAAACCCAUAACAGUUCAAUCUUGUAAUACUACUCCGUGUCUAGUUCAAAGAGAUUCCAGCUAUGCAGAUUACAUGCUUAAAGAUUUACAAGAGGUAGUGAUUGGGGAGUCGGACAGUGAGUCGAUAAAACGAAUACCACCCCAGAACAUCACAGACAAGGAACCACGCCCAAGAUAUAUGGCGAGAGAAUGGCAGUCCUGCAGCGUCACGUGCGGAAGAGGCCGGAAGUGGCGUUACGUAAAAUGUCAAGUUUAUGUCCCAAACACUGGUAAAAUGUCAGAACUUCCGGACGAGGAAUGCCCUGGAUUAAAGCCUUUGACAUCUUCUCCUUGUGUAAUAAAGGAUUGUGUAGAGCAGUUUGAGUACCGCAGCGUUGGCAUGACGUCAUGUAGUCGCAGUUGCCUUGGUGGUGUACAACAAACAAUAAUCAGAUGUGUGAAUGUAUAUAACGGUUCCACUGUGGACGAUAAAUAUUGCAGUAAUGCAAAACUUGUUCCCAUUGAAAGGAGAGUGUGCAAUGAUAUCAAUUGUCCACAGAGAUGGAAAAUUGGUGAUUUUGGGAUGUGCUCAGUGAGCUGUGGCGGUGGAAUAAUGCACCGUGACGUAGAGUGCAUCCAAGAAUUUGCAGCUAGAUACAGACACGUGAUCCACCUACCAGACAACAUGUGUGAGCAGCCCAUCCCAACACGUAAUAGAAAGUGCAAUAAAAUAGACUGUCACUCUGAGUGGAUGACAGGUGCUUGGUCACAGUGUUCGGUAACAUGUGGUUCUGGAUAUCAGUCACGUGAUGUGUACUGUAUCAAAAAGAAUGCUAAAGGUCAUUAUAUCAAUAUAACAUCGGAUUUAUGUGAUUCGAACAAGCAGCCAAUAGAUGUUCAAAACUGUAAUCAAACUGUGUGUCCAAAACCAAAGUUAAGGUCCCUUGAUGUGCAGUUCUUUCAACUAGACAAACUAAAACGAGUGAAACUUACUAUUGGAAUGUCAGCGGUCAUAUUACCAGGAACAACAAUACUAAUUAAGUGUCCAACACGGGGGAUACAAAUACAAGAUAUCAAGUGGCUUAAAAAUGGAACCUUUAUUACAUAUUCUGGAAGAAUCAAAUUAACUCGAAAGAGAUUCUUGAAAAUCAAAAACGCGAUUCCAGAGUUUGAUUCUGGGACGUACUCCUGUAAGGCAGGGUCCCUGCAAUCGACUUCUAGUGUCACCUUUAGCAGUGUGUACGACAUAAUUAAAGCUACAAUGCGAAGGGAGAAAUACCUCUCUGGACUUCAGCCAUUAAAUUUAGUUGCACGUAGUGUGCCCACAAAACAGAUUGACCCAGUGUCGAGGCGGUACAGGCCCCUGUACCUUGUUCAGUCGGAAUGGCGUUCGUGCUCUGCUUCGUGUGGUGGCGGGUUACAGUCACGAAAUGUCAGUUGUGAGAUCAUUACGCGUGAUUAUUAUGAAGUGUUUCCGGUGAGAUAUUGUACUAGAGCUGGACACAGUGCACCAAUGUUGAUUCAAAGCUGUAAUACAUUUCCUUGUGUUGAAUGGCAGCGAGGGAACUGGUCAGAGUGUUCUUCAAAGGAAUGUGUGAGGGACAAAGUUGCUUUGCAAAGACGAGAAGUGAGUUGUAUAUCAAACGGUCAAAUCAUGAAUGAUACUGAUCAUUGUGACAGACUGGGAACGGUUCCUCCUUCAGAAAAGGAGUGUUCCAAUAGUGACUGCAAAGCUGUCUGGACUGCAUCGAAAUGGACUCGGUGUCUUGGUGAAUGUGGAACUAACGGUUUUAAAACAAGAACACUGAACUGUGUCUGGUCUAAAACCAAGCUUCAUGCUGGACGCCACUGUGCCUCUGUGAAGAGACCAAAGACGAUAAAAAUGUGCAAAAUGGGUAGCUGUCUUGAUAGAUGUGCAGACAAGUCAGAAUAUUGCAGUGUUGUGAAGAUAAUGAAAUUUUGUAAAUUUACUAACUUUCGCAGGAAUUGUUGUUUAUCCUGUCAAGAUUCUUGACUAUAACAUAUUAGUUACUGAAUUAAUAUUCAAGCUACCUCAGGUCACAUAUACGUUUAUUAUUGACCUACUGUCAAAAAUGAUGUAUAAACAUAAUAAUGUUUACAAUUUUGCUUCUUGUCUGCAAAACACAAUAUUAUAGUUAUAUUCUUAUCAUCACAAGACACAGAUUUUUUUGUCCAUUCUAUUUCCACAAACCAGGUACACAAAAACCUAUGGCUGGCGACAAAGGUAUAUCGUAAAGGAACCAAAAAAUGCUCAUUUAUUUUCUUUCUCUAGAAGACAUAUAUUAGAUUUUGAAGAAUGUGUAUUACAUACUGGUAGUUUGUCUCAAUUGUUGGGGGAAAUAUACGGUGUACAGUUAUAAUAUUGGGAUGUGUACUUGAAAGGAAAUACAUGCAUUCAACAAGAAAAAAAAUAUCAAAUUUUGCAUGACUUCUGAUAGGCAUUAAAUUUUAUCAUUUGUCUGAAAUCAAAAAUUAGAGAGAGAGAGAGAGAGAGAGAUGUCUUAAUUUUUAAAUAUGGACGUAGCGCAGAAAUACAUGUACAUAAAUUGUUGGAAUGUAAAUAAAUGAAGAUAAUUGG
This is a messenger RNA of Saccostrea echinata, 3977 nucleotides long. Its product is annotated as ADAMTS-like protein 3. The transcript has 17 exons. Gene Ontology annotation, biological process: extracellular matrix organization. Gene Ontology annotation, cellular component: extracellular matrix. The record is from RefSeq and is a predicted model, not a curated record. Gene Ontology annotation, molecular function: metalloendopeptidase activity. Lineage: Eukaryota; Metazoa; Mollusca; Bivalvia; Ostreida; Ostreidae. The coding region runs from base 387 to 3392 and encodes 1001 amino acids.